GAAAAAGUUUCGCACAGGUCUCCGCUUGUUGAAAAAUCACGAUGCCAUUCUUUUUUUCCCUGAGAAGACCCGGCCCCGUAGUGAUCGCGCUUGGGCCUGACAUCGCUAGGAGUAGUUCUUAAUGCGACAGUAUUACAUGGACCUCUGAAAAGCAAAAACUAAGAGAAACCAUUCAAAGCACUCAUUUGUAUGUUUUUUCACCACUAUGACCAGUGACCCGGCUACCAAAAUCCACGACGCCGUGGCACAAGGUAACCUGGCGAGUGUGCAAGCGCUACUGGAUGAAGACGAAGACCUCCUCAACGCGCUGAACAAUGAUAAGCAAACGCCAAUCAUGAUCGCAGCAAAGCACGGUGAGGCAACGGUGGGGUCCAUACUGGUAUACACAAACAUAGUAUUGUGGAUGAGACGAAGUGCAACAGAGACUGUACGUUGAGAAAUAGAAGUAGUUGUGGCCAACAAGUCCUCAAAUUCUAUUUGAUAAAAAACAAAGAAAGGAGGAGAAUUCACAUUGAUUGAAGCACAACAUUCGCUCGCCCUCAUCAAUAUUACGGACUGUCAACGGACACUCCCACUCGCUAUAAACGGAAAUAUUAAUAGGCGGAAUGUGGCGCGGACCUCCAGGCACAGGACGCAGAGGGGAACACGGCACUGCACUACAGCUGUCUGCACAACAAUCGAUUAGUUACGUCGAUGCUGCUGUGGGGCGGUAGCGAGCGCGAUGUGCAAAACGGCGCGGGAGAUACCGCACUGCACGUGGCCGCGCGCGUUGGCGCGCACGACUCAGCCUGGCUGCUACUCGAAAACGGCGGUGAAAAGUCAAAAGAAAUCAAAAAUCAAAAGGGCGAAUGCCCCCUCGACAUCGCAGUCACAUCCGGAAACGAGCAACUCAUAGAACUUCUAAAAGCGGAUGGCUAA
Messenger RNA from Amoebophrya sp. A120, 918 nucleotides. The record is from the annotation of a GenBank genome assembly. Lineage: Eukaryota; Dinophyceae; Syndiniales; Amoebophryaceae.